AUGGUGGUCGCUAGCUAAUGUUUGCUGCUGGUCAGACAAUGUUCACUGAUGCCUGUCAAAUGUAUAAACUUGAAUAUUUUUAUUUGAAGUAAAUAUCAUUCUCGUCUACCAGAAAUGAAGAUAUUUGUAUGCAGCCUAUAAGCGAGUCAUCGAAAAAAUGUUAAUAUCUUAUGUGCUUCUAAAUGGAGUCGCCAGUGCCGUGCGUGAUACCGAUUGUUAUAUAUAAACGCGCUCCUUCCUUUUAGUCAGUCCCCCGCAAUUCUUUGUUUCUUCGUUAGCACCGAGAGUUUAAGCGAUUCUAUCUUCAGAUUCAUGAAAAACAAAGUCAUUAGGCGAAACAAAUGUGUUUGUUCACUCCAAAAGGAUGAAAAUGCCAUCAUUUUUCUGAACUUCGGAUUGUAAGAAAAAGAGGCAAAAAACCUAUGGUGAGAAAUGUCAAUCGGUAAAAAACAGGGCCUCUCAAGUGGCAGCUUCUAAGAGUUCCCUGAGUCACAAUGAGAGCCAUUGUUUCAAUAAUAGUGGUCGCAGUGCUCUACGGAAUUAGCGACCAAUAUGCCAAUGCAAACAGAAUAUGUGCGAGUCGCAAGAAAGACGCAGAAAAUUCUUUAAACGAGAAUUUCGAAGAUGAAGUCCAGGAGGAAUCUGAUGUUGAGGACCAUGCCAGAUAUCGAAGACAGGACAUUAAGUUCGAAACUUGCAAGAACUUUUGCUAUGCCUUGUGGAAGGAGGAUAAGACUACGAAUGGUAGUCAAAUAACAAUUAUUAUGCAAGGUUGCUGGAAGCAAUCUGGAGAUCAAAAAUGUGAAAGCACAGAUUGUGUAGCUCUCGAGCAGUCAACGAAAGCCUUAAAUAACACGAAAUUUUGCUGCUGUCGGGGGGACUAUUGCAAUCUCAACAUUACUGAUCACGGUCAAAAUAAAUUUAUUCAAUCCAGUCCUACAACGACGGAAUAUUUAGAGCAGCCAGACUCGAAAAAAUGGGUAUUUGUUACGAUGGCCGUUUUAGCCUGUAUGCUAAUUGUCAUGUGUACUGUAGGACUAUUUGUUUGUGUAGUAUACAAAAAUAAUAGAGCACUUAGAUUUGGAAAGCCCAUACCUUACAACGAUCAAUAUUCAGACAGUUCUGCGUUAAGAACUGGUACUUACACAUUUGACCAUCUGAAAUUGGCAACAAUUGUUGGUGAAGGGCGGUAUGGUUCGGUGUGGCAAGGCAGCAUUGGCGAUCAAGAUGUCGCUGUUAAGAUUUUCCCUUCACACUAUAGAAGUUACUUUCAAAAUGAGAAAGAUACUUACUGCCUACCUUUCAUGGAACAUCCUUCGUUAUUAAAAUACUAUGGUGCGGACGAGAGAAUAAAUUUAGAGGGCAACACAGAAUAUCUUUUGGUCUUAAGUUUUGCGCCCGGAGGAACUUUGACAGAUUUUUUGCGAUCUCAGACCGUAGACUGGCCCACAUUUUGUAAAAUGGGCCUCUCAUUAGUCAAAGGUCUUGCUUACUUGCAUACGGAUAUCAACAAAAAUGGAAAAUUGAAGCCAUGUGUGGCGCACAGAGAUAUCAAUUCAAGAAAUAUUUUAAUAAAAGCCGACGGUAGUUGCUGUAUAUGCGAUCUUGGAUUGGCGGUACAAAUCGAUGAAACAAAGUCGAUUAAUGAUGUUGGCACGCUCAGAUACAUGGCACCGGAAGUGUUGGAAGGUGCUGUGAAUUUAAGGGAUUGUGAAAGUUCUCUCAAACAAAUAGACGUCUACGCAAUUGGAUUAGUACUAUGGGAAAUAGUAUCUCGCUGUUCUGAUAUUUAUGUUCCUGGGUUCCAAGUUCCACCAUAUAAGCAGCCUUUUGAAAAAGAAAUUGGAUUACAUCCAACUUUUGAACAAAUGCAAGUGCUAGUUUCUCGCCAUAAGGCGAGGCCUUUAUUAGAGGGAAAUUUGGUAGAUAAACCGGGAGUCCGUCUCAUAAAGGAGACAAUGGAAGAUUGUUGGGAUCCAGAUGCAGAAGCCCGUCUCACUGCUUUGUGCAUAGAAGAAAGAUUAACGGAACUUCAGUCUCAUCGAGUGACAAUGUAUUUCACGGAUGGAAGUCCUAUGAUGAAUUCUCAUUGCGGACUUGUGCCUUCGACUACAAAUAGUCUUUUUAACGAAACACAUCAUGAUAAUUUUCAUACUGUACAAUUAGCGCAACACGCAUCGCACUCUGCUAACGAAACUGUAGCGGAUAAUCUAGUUACGUUAUCACCGGUCGACAAUAUCACCCAGGAACAUUGUAAAAAUUCAAACGAAAUGGCAAUGUGCUCGCACGCACAAACCCUCCAACCUUAUCAGGGCAGGAAUCCCUGUAUGGAGCGGAACCUCAUGGUACAGUCAAAUUCCGUGGAAGAGCUCGGGUGCAACGGUAACAUUUUAGUGGAUAAGUCAUCCAAGCACUCAAGUAGCGAGCAAUACAGAUUGCCCACCGAGUCGCAAGUUCUCAUUCCUCAAGACUACCACCUAGCUCAAAACACAAGUCAGUUGACACAACUGAGAUCAGCCACGCCCAUUCCCUACGUUCAAAACGUCAUAUCAGAGAGCGGAGGACCGUCCUACAACAAAUUAAAACAAACCAAUGUCUUCGACGCCUGCGCUCAAGAGAGCCCACGCAAGAAGGGAUUCGGAGGCUGGUCCAGCUUCAAGAAAUUGCUCUCCAACAAGAAGAUGUACACCUACAGCAAAUGUCAGAUCGAUCGGGAAGACUCCAAGUCCAAUUUAAUUGUCAGACAGAACGUGCAAAAGACUGUUGACACAAAUGUCACGAUUUCGUCCAAGGGCAAGUACGUCAACGACAUUGUUGGAAGAACGUCGACUUCCGUCAAUUUUGCCGGGAAGAACGACAAGAAUGCGAGUCAGGCAAGUAGCCAGAAGCAUGAUAACGAGAGCGAACCCUGUGUUAGACCCUCAACUUUGCCACUUGUACCUUUGAGAAGUAAAAAGAGCGAAAGCAACUUGACGAGACAGGAGAGUAUAGAGAAGUUCAAUCAGGUCUUUAAUGUUGGCUCAAGUCUGAACGUUUUGAAGGAUCCAAAUAUGCGGAUAAAAACGCCCGGGGAUUUACCGCCCUCUGUGAGGAAAGUGCGAGGGCGCUCUCAAUCGACAGCAAGAUUUUCUCUCUAUGACGAUCGUAUAAUGUGUAACAUUCUUAAUGAGGAGGACGACCAAAGUGAUAAAACUAUGUCAAACUCUGUGCCAUUCGGUAUGGACUUUGCCACCAAAACUUAACGAUAAGGAUGUUUACUUGCUUGCUUACUUUCAGGCAAAUAUUUUCUUUACGACUAAUUCGGACCGGAAAGUUGCGACAGGCACUCUGUAGAGGUUUUAACCCUUAAAUGGUACACUGGUGCGAAUUCGCACCUGAAGUUUUUUCAGUUUGUUGGCAUUUAUGCAAACACAGCUGCAGCAGAUUAUCCCCACAUAUGUUAAAUAUGUGUGAUAUAUGCUAGUUGUUUAUUAUAUGUUCAAUAUGUUAAAUAAUUCAUAUUAACAUUGCAAACAAACCAAUUCGCACCAGUGUACCGUUUACGUAUGCUCGGUUGGAAUGUACUAUUUGAGGGUUAAAUGUCCAAGAAUUUAUGUGUCCAGCUAAUGAUCUACAAAACUAUAAAAUUAAUAAAAACUAGAACAGUUAAAUUUGCAGUUGCAGGUUUGGCCGCUGGACCGGGAACCCGGAAAAUGAGAGUGCAUUUAUUUCUUAGAUAGGGAAUUUUACAAAUUUUUAGAAAAACAAUCUGUCCUUGUUUUAUUUCAACAGUUUAUUGAAGAAUAAGUUGAAUUUUUAUCUUUUUCGAUUAUGAUAUU
Belonocnema kinseyi is the source of this 3818-nucleotide messenger RNA. It is a transcript of the gene wit, whose product is annotated as bone morphogenetic protein receptor type-2. The record is from RefSeq and is a predicted model, not a curated record. NCBI's taxonomy places the organism in Eukaryota, Metazoa, Arthropoda, Insecta, Hymenoptera, Cynipidae. Gene Ontology annotation, molecular function: transforming growth factor beta receptor activity; ATP binding. Gene Ontology annotation, cellular component: signaling receptor complex; plasma membrane. The transcript has 12 exons. The coding region runs from base 495 to 3242 and encodes 915 amino acids. Gene Ontology annotation, biological process: protein phosphorylation; BMP signaling pathway; cellular response to growth factor stimulus.